CGCUCUAACUGUCCCCUCCCUUCCCUGGUCCGAUGUGUGGCCCCCCAGGGGCGCCUGCAAGGGAACGAUUCCGGUGGCCUCCGGAGGAUGUGCCCCGUUCCGGGUAGGGUGAGGGCUGGCGGUGACGGAGGCCGGGACGUGGCACCGUGGGCUGGGGCGCUGGCGGCGCAAGGAGUGGCCCAGUCGGAGGUGGCAGUGGCGCGCCCAGCCCGCCUCCUCCUACCCCCUCUCCGAAAUUCCUUCAUUUGCGAGGGUGGCUUGGAGCGGGGUUGCAUUUUGAUCUCUCAGUGCCUCUCUCCCAUGGGGGGCGAGAGCGCGAGCAGCCCACGUUGGGCUCGGAUUGGCAUUCUCCUGACUCCCGCCCGGAACUGCUAAUCAUCCUCCCCGUGGAGUUCGGCAAAGUGUCACCAACGGGCUCGGGUUACUUGUGCUCGACUCUUUUCUUGCUGUAAGCCAUGAGAUGACCCUUUAAGUUUUGCAAAGGAGGCUUUCUUGAUCAUGGAUGGUGAAGAUAUACCAGAUUUUUCAAGUUUAAAGGAGGAAACUGCUUAUUGGAAGGAACUUUCCUUGAAGUAUAAGCAAAGCUUCCAGGAAGCUCGGGAUGAGCUAGUUGAAUUCCAGGAAGGAAGCAGAGAAUUAGAAGCAGAGUUGGAGGCACAAUUAGUACAGGCUGAACAAAGAAAUAGAGACUUGCAGGCUGAUAACCAAAGACUGAAAUAUGAAGUGGAGGCAUUAAAGGAGAAGCUAGAGCAUCAAUAUGCACAGAGCUAUAAGCAGGUCUCAGUGUUAGAAGAUGAUUUAAGUCAGACUCGGGCCAUUAAGGAGCAGUUGCAUAAGUAUGUGAGAGAGCUGGAGCAGGCCAACGACGACCUGGAGCGAGCCAAAAGGGCAACAAUAGUUUCACUGGAAGACUUUGAACAAAGGCUAAAUCAGGCCAUUGAACGAAAUGCAUUUUUAGAAAGUGAACUUGAUGAAAAGGAAUCUUUGUUGGUCUCUGUACAGAGGUUAAAGGAUGAAGCAAGAGAUUUAAGGCAAGAACUAGCAGUUCGGGAAAGACAACAGGAAGUAACUAGAAAGUCGGCUCCUAGCUCUCCAACUCUAGACUGUGAAAAGAUGGACUCCGCCGUCCAAGCAUCACUUUCUUUGCCAGCUACCCCUGUUGGCAAAGGAACGGAGAACACUUUUCCUUCACCGAAAGCUAUACCAAAUGGUUUUGGUACCAGUCCACUAACUCCCUCUGCUAGGAUAUCAGCACUAAACAUCGUGGGGGAUCUCUUACAGAAAGUAGGGGCUUUAGAAUCCAAAUUAGCAGCUUGCAGGAAUUUUGCAAAGGACCAAGCAUCACGAAAAUCCUAUAUUUCAGGGAAUGUUAACUGUGGGGUGCUGAAUGGCAAUGGCACAAAGUUCUCUCGAUCAGGGCAUACAUCUUUCUUCGACAAAGGGGCAGUAAACGGCUUUGACCCCACUCCUCCUUCUCCUGGUCUGGGCUCCUCGCAUCCAUCGUCAGCGCCGGGUAUGCUGCCUCUCAGUGUGUGAGUGCCCAGCCUCCAGGUGGGGGCUCCUGCCCUCCUCCAACAACCCAGGACACCCACGCCUCACCCCUCGGUGCCUGGGCCCAGCCCCGUGCCCCUCCGUCUGCCUCCGCACAGCUGGCAGAGGGCAGGCUGCAUGCAGUGGCGGCUACUGGGCCCUGCCCAGCCCCGGAACUCUGCGCGAUAUCAAUACUGGCUAUUUUCUCUUCUCGCCGUAGUGCCGUUGGUUUCACAUGAUUGCACUUUUGUGGGUCGCAAGGUGAUACAUACGUGUAUUACUUGGUCACUGGAUGCAGAAGUACCCAUUCAUCACACCUGCCUCAUAGACCCCACUCUGCUGUACUGAUAGGAUUUAGUUGUGUUUAGGACAUUGCAAAUCUUCUAGAAGUUCUCCCCCAAAUCAGGUCAAUGUGUGCCCUCCUGAGCUCCCUCCCACCCAGGCAUCUCCAGUGCUCAUGAUCAUGUGUCCCCCAACUCCACCCCUCACAGUUUGGGCCUGUUUCUGGCAAAGAGUCAGGAAGGUUACUGAAUUAGGGAACAUUUUCUGCACCUUCUGAUUUUACUUAAGCAGCUACCAUUCCAUGGACUUGCCUCCCAGAGCAGCACAAUGCCCGUCUGAGCCCCACGUGGCAGGAGCCUCUGGGACGGGGCACACACAGGCCCAGCCUCUGUGCUGUCUCCUCCUCCGUGCGCCUCAGACUCGGGGUGAGGGAGGCGGGCAGCCUCUCGCCAGCCUUCCCGUCCUUCAGUUCAACGACAUCUUUGGAGUGUUUUUGUUUUCUCUUCCAAGGGCCAUCCCGUUGUGUUAGGAAGGGUGAGUGGCUGGUUCCAGGGUGGGCCGGUGCCAGCUCCGGGGUGGACUGAACAGCGGCGGCUGUCCCUGUGCAUCCUUUGAUUACUCUCAUGCUGCAUUUACUGUUUACAUUUGUUUUAUUGUACAUAGGUUUGUAAACAUUAUUGCCUGAGAUAUUUGUAUAUAACUUGGGCUUUGUAGCUUUUAUUUAUUCAGAACGCAUAUGGCAUGUUAAUGACUCUGAUGGUGUCCUCCUCUGGGCAGCUGUAUAGGAUCAUCAUGUGGUUACAAAAAAUACUUCCCUCAAAAAAAGUCUUUUAAUGUGGAAACAAUAAAUUUCACAGAAAAAAAAAAAAAGAAA
This is a messenger RNA of Pan troglodytes (chimpanzee), 2686 nucleotides long. RefSeq names its product nuclear distribution protein nudE-like 1. Lineage: Eukaryota; Metazoa; Chordata; Mammalia; Primates; Hominidae. The transcript has a single exon. Gene Ontology annotation, molecular function: microtubule binding. Gene Ontology annotation, biological process: establishment of mitotic spindle orientation; microtubule nucleation; chromosome segregation. The record is from RefSeq and is a predicted model, not a curated record. Bases 499 to 1536 code for a protein of 345 amino acids. Gene Ontology annotation, cellular component: kinetochore; centrosome; kinesin complex.